AUGAGCGACACGACGCGCGUUUUUGGUUUUCCUGCGUAUCCGCCGUUCAAGCUCGGUCAGCCGCGAUUCGCGCAGGAGACGUUUCUCGGAAGAUAUUUGCAUUAUUUGGACGUCAUCGAUCCGCGGACCCUAUUCGCCUCAGAGAAAAAAUUGAAGGAUGCUGUGCAGCUUUUGGAAGACUUCAAAGCUGGAAAUGCGAAAAAUAUCCCGGACAAAUCGCUGUGGGAAGCGCAGAAGCUGAAGCAGGCGGUUCUUCAUCCGGAUACGGGCGAGAAAGUUCUGGCGCCGUUUCGAAUGAGCGGCUUUGUGCCGUUCGGCUGGAUCACGGUGACGGGAAUGCUGUUGCCGAAUCCGUCGUGGCCGACGCUCAUUUUUUGGCAAUGGAUGAAUCAGUCGCACAACGCGUGCGUCAAUUACGCCAAUCGAAACGCGACGCAGCCGCAACCGUUGUCGAAAUACAUUGGCGCCUAUUCGGCGGCGGUGACGGCGGCGUGCUCGGUGUCGGCCGGCCUCACCUACGCCAUCAAGAAGUCGUCGCAAUUGCCGGCGACGACGCGCCUCAUCGUUCAGCGAUUCGUUCCGCUGCCGGCCACCUCGUUGGCGUCGUCGCUCAACGUGAUAUGUAUGCGAUGGAACGAGCUGCAGACGGGCAUCGAGGUCUAUGAGAAGGAUAGCGGUCGAGUUGUCGGCGUGUCGAAGGUGGCCGCGAAACAGGCGGUCACCGACACGACGCUGGUUCGCGCGUUUCUGCCCGUCCCGCUUCUGCUCAUCCCGCCGUGCAUUAUGCCGUUUUUUGAGAGAUAUGAUUGGGUGACGAAAACCAAAGUGCGACAUAUUUUCGUCAACGCGCUGGUUUGCACGUUGUCGUUUGCCGCUUCGCUGCCGGUGGCGUUGGCAUUGUUCCCGCAAGAAAGCGCUCUACCUGUCGAUCAAUUGGAGGCUGAAAUUCGCGACAAGACCAACGCGAAAGAACUAUACUAUAAUAAGGGAUUAUAG
Molecule: messenger RNA, 996 nt
Organism: Caenorhabditis bovis
Lineage: Eukaryota; Metazoa; Nematoda; Chromadorea; Rhabditida; Rhabditidae
Source: the annotation of a GenBank genome assembly